UCGAUUCCCAAAACUCUCUCUCUCAGACACACACACACUUUCCUUUUUUUAUUCGUCUCAUUUUCUUUUUCUCUCAUGACGAGUAGUAGUGGAAGCCUCAAACUAGUGAUCCACACCGACGACAAGACGCCAGGAAAGUGGAGCGUACCGCUCAGCGAGGAAGUUUUCCGGAGGUUCUUAAGCGGUGGAGGCAGCUCGGAGAAAGCUGUGUUCAGCGAGGGAUCUAUCUUCAGCCCGUUUUUGUUCGGGAAGUACUUUGAUCCGUCAGAUGCGUUUCCAUUGUGGGAAUUCGAGGCAGAUGUUUUGCUAGCAAGCCUCAGGAGCGGAGGACAGUGCAGAGUAGAUUGGUCGCAGACCGAUCAAGCUUAUGUCCUUAAAUCUGACCUCCCCGUGGUGGGGAAAAAUAACGCGCAGGUGUACGUUGACGUUAAUGGAAAAGUGAUGGAGAUUAGUGGCCAAUGGAACAUUAACAAAAAAACGGCGGCUAAUGGCGACUGGAGAACCGGCCGGUGGUGGGAAUACGGCUACGUUCGCCGUCUCGAGCUUCCAGACGAUGCUGACCCCCAGAGCUCCGAAGCUUUCCUUUCCAACAAAGAUGACUACUCUUUCUUAGAGAUCAUAAUCCCCAAGAUUAACUCUAAGAACAAAUUCUAAUUAAUGAUACUCUUUCUUAAUUAUAGAGUGGUAUGUACUACUUUCUGUUGUGGACGAUGAAUGAUAUAAUACAUGCAUAUAUGAUAUAGUUGAUCGGAAAAUCGUAUAAGUACAGAGACAUUUACGAUUAUAGACAAAGAGUAGAGUUAAAGAACACAUGUAAUACAAGGUGAAUACCCAUCAAUAGGUA
This is a messenger RNA of Eruca vesicaria subsp. sativa (arugula), 844 nucleotides long. Lineage: Eukaryota; Viridiplantae; Streptophyta; Magnoliopsida; Brassicales; Brassicaceae. The record is from the annotation of a GenBank genome assembly.